This is a messenger RNA of Hordeum vulgare subsp. vulgare (domesticated barley), 4276 nucleotides long. RefSeq names its product receptor-like protein 7. The coding region runs from base 996 to 4067 and encodes 1023 amino acids. Lineage: Eukaryota; Viridiplantae; Streptophyta; Magnoliopsida; Poales; Poaceae. Gene Ontology annotation, molecular function: protein binding. The record is from RefSeq and is a predicted model, not a curated record. The transcript has a single exon.
GUUGUUUUUUACAUUAUGUUUAUGCUCUUUCUUUUAUUUGUACGUAACUAUGACCAAUUGAUACGGUUUGUUCCUAUAAUAGUUUCUUACUGUCGGUGCGGAGACCGCCAUGUUGUCUUUGCAAUAUCAAAUGACAAAUGACUUAGGCGAACAGGUUUUCUGAAAUAUACAAACAUUUAUAAUGGAUGUUGUAACAUAUAUCGCAAAUUGCUCCUACAUAUCCAUCCAUUUUUGUGACAUGUUGACAAUUUGAUGUGUCGUGUUGAUUUUUUUUUUUUUGAGAUAGACGGACAUUUCCCAUGGACGGUGUAACAAAUUGUAGAAAGUAAACGCAUGAGUUUGAAGAAUUAAUGAAUUGUUUGUCUUCUUUCAUAAUGUUAGGAGUACAUUCUUUUACACAUGAGUUUAAUUAAACAUGGUAAUAACUAUAUAUUUCUUGUUUUUGAAUUUUAAAGAGAAAACCAAAAUAAUAGGUGGGCCGGCCAACUACUUGAGCACACGUAGCUUCUUGUGGUGCGGUAAAUUCCUGAUUGACGUGAUGGGGCUGGUAUGUUUAAUUUGGAUUUUUGUAGUGUGUGGUCCUUUUUUGGUUUGGAAAAAGGAGGAAUAUAAUCUCAACCUCUGCAUCAAUUGAUACAUGCAGCCAUAAUUGAUAGUGUAUGGUUGUGCUAGAAUGAGAAGUAUUGUGUGGUACAGGUGAGAAGUUUAUUUUUGAUUUUGCCGGACCUGGAGAAGGUUGACUGACCGGAGAAUGCUGAUCCGGUAAUUGGCUUUGUACAUCCAGCGGCUAUUCUUUUCUUUUUCUUGAGAAAUCACGUGCGACGACCAGUAAACAGAAAUCCUGCUACUGGACGAGACGCAUGGCCCAUGAUAGAGAUGCACGGCACUGCAUAUGCCUUGUCUGCCAUUGACACUGUGUAUAUAAAGGGGUGCAAGGCAGCGUACAAAUCAAUCCAUCGAUCACAGCUCACUCUUGAGCCAUUCCAAACCAAACAAUGCUACCACAUACUAAGUCCUGCAUGAUGAUGCAUCCCUUGCCACUAGUACUGCUGUUGCUCCUCCUACAAAUCCAGCUCCUGGCAGUAAGCUCCCACCCGCCUUGGGCUGCUGGUACGUUCAUCAAUCACACCGCCAUAACACAUGCUCGAUGCUUGCCGGACCAAGCAUCGGCGCUGCUCCGGCUGAAACGUUCCUUCACCACCACCGACGAGUCUGUCGCAGCCUUCCAGUCGUGGAAGGCCGGAACGGACUGCUGCAGCUGGGAGGGCAUCCGAUGCGGUGCCACCAGCGGCCGUGUCACUUCACUUGAUUUGGGUGAUUGCGGCUUGCAGAGUGACCACCUCGAUCAUGUGAUCUUCGAGCUGACCUCCCUCAGGUAUCUCAACCUGGGUGGAAAUGACUUCAAUCUUUCUGAAAUACCAUCCACCGGGUUUGAGCAGCUCACAAUGCUCACCCAUCUUAACCUUUCCACUUGCAACUUUUCAGGCCAAGUGCCUGCCUAUAGCAUCGGCCGUCUCAUGUCUUUGGUUUCUCUCGAUCUUUCCUUCCAAUAUGAAAUUAUUGAGCUGUUUGACAUUGGUUAUAUAGUUGACAGUGGUUUCACCAACAAAGGGGAGCUCACACUGCCUCACUUAACAACCUUAGUUGCAAACCUUACAUGUCUGGAGGAGCUCCAUCUUGGCUGGGUGGACAUGUCCGGGCAAGGAGAAGAGUGGUGCAAUGCUCUAGCCAAUUACACACCAAAUAUCAAUGUUCUUAGCUUGCCCUUAUGCUCGCUCUCUAGUCCCAUCUGUGGAUCCCUCGCUAGUUUGCAAUCAUUAUCUGUGGUCGAUCUACAGUACAAUUGGUUGACUGGUUCAGUCCCAGAAUUCUUUGCCAACUUCUCCUCCUUAAGUGUUCUCCGGCUUAGCUAUAAUCAUGACCUUCAAGGAUGGGUCCCUCCUGCGAUCUUUCAACACAAAAAACUAGUGACUAUUGACCUUCAAAACAAUCGUCAUAUGACAGGUAAUCUGCCAAAUUUCUCAACUGACAGUAAUCUGGAGAACUUACUUCUCGGCGACACCAAUUUCUCUGGUACAAUAACAAAUUCCAUUAGUAAUCUCAAACAUUUGAAGAAGCUUGGCCUUAAUGCUCGCGGUUUUGCUGGAGAGCUACCCUCAUCAAUCGGUAGGCUCAGAUCCUUGAACUCAUUGCAGAUCUCUGGGUUGGGACUAGUAGGUUCAAUAUCACCCUGGAUCCUAAACUUAACCUCCAUAGAGGUUCUAGAAGUUUCCUAUUGUGGUUUACAUGGACAAAUACCUUCUUCCAUUGGUGAUUUGAACAAAUUGAAGAAACUGGCAUUGUAUAACUGCAAUUUUUCAGGGGUAAUACCUUGCGGUAUCUUCAACUUAACUCAAUUAGAUACCCUCGAACUUCAUUCAAAUAAUUUAAUUGGCACCAUGCAACUGAACUCGUUCUCAAAAUUGCAAAAACUAUUUGAUUUGAAUCUCUCAAACAAUAAAUUAAAUGUAAUUGAAGGAGAUUAUAAUUCUUCACUAGCAUCCUUCCCUGACAUUUGGUAUCUAUCUUUGGCAUCAUGUAACAUAACAAAUUUCCCUAACAUUCUGAGACAUUUAAAUGACAUAAAUGGAGUUGAUCUUUCGAAUAACCAGAUUCAUGGAGCUAUACCCCACUGGGCAUGGGAGAAAUGGACAGGCGCUGGUUUUUUCUUUCUGAACUUAUCACACAAUUAUUUUACUACUGUUGGGUAUGACACCUUCCUUCCUUUGUCUGUCUUAUAUUUCGAUCUCAGUUUUAACAUGUUUGAGGGGCCAAUACCUAUAACCAAAUACUCCAGGGUGCUUGACUACUCAAGCAACCAUUUCACAUCCAUGCCAAUCAACAUUUCUACUCAACUUGAUAAUACCCUCUAUUUCAAGGCAUCAAGAAACCACCUCUCGGGAAAUAUUUCACCAUCUUUUUGUAGCACAACGCUACAAAUUAUUGAUCUUGCUUGGAAUAACCUCAGUGGUUCAAUACCUCCAUGCCUAAUGGAGGAUGCGAAUGUACUCCAAGUUCUAAAUCUGGAAGAAAACAAACUUUCUGGGGAGUUGCCCCAUAAUAUCAACGAAAGUUGCAUGUUUGAGGCACUUGACUUCAGCGACAACCAAAUUGAAGGACAGUUGCCCAGAUCUAUAGUAUCUUGCAAAUACUUGGAGGUCCUCGAUAUUGGAAACAAUCAAAUUAGUGACUCUUUUCCAUGUUGGAUGGCUAUGCUUGCCAGACUUCAAGUCCUAGUUCUGAAGUCGAACAAGUUUUUUGGACAUAUAUCACCUUUUAUUGCUGAUGAAAGGAACGCGUGCCAAUUUCCAAGUCUGCGGGUCCUUGAUUUGUCCUCCAACAACUUAUCAGGGACAUUGACAGAAAAAAUAUUUGUUGGAUUGAAGUCCAUGAUGGUAAAAGUUGUGAACCAAACGCCAGUGAUGGAGUAUCAUGGUGCAAAUAGCCAAAACAACCAAGUAUAUCAAGUUAACAUUGUGCUCACAUACAAAGGGUUUGAGGUAGUCUUUACCAAAUUAUUAAGAGGCCUGGUAUUCAUUGAUCUGUCAAACAAUGCAAUCCAUGGCAGCAUUCCAGAAGCUAUUGGAAAACUUGUUUUGCUGCAAUCACUCAACAUGUCGCACAACUCCAUCACGGGGCUGAUUCCUCAGGUCGGUCGUUUGAACCAGCUGGAGUCUUUGGACCUCUCGUCAAAUCAUAUUUCAGGAGAGAUUCCACAGGAGGUAUCAUCUCUCGACUUUCUCACAACAUUAAACCUAUCUAACAACUUGCUGCAUGGGAGGAUACCAGAGUCGCCUCAUUUCUCGACAUUCGAUAAUAGCUCAUUUAUGGGCAACACUGGGUUAUGUGGGCCUCCACUUUCAAAACAAUGCAGCAAUGAGAAAACACCACAUUCGGCCCUGCAUAUUUCAAAGGAGAAGCAUUUGGAUGUUAUGCUAUUUCUUUUUGUUGGAUUGGGAAUUGGUGUAGGGUUUGCUGUUGCAAUUGUAGUGAUAUGGGUGCUCCCUCAUAGGAAUAAUCAUGAAUGAUCACUUAUGAUUGAAAAGUAUAUGUGCACAACAAGAUGUGUAUACAUAAUUUGUAAUAGUUAUAGGUUUAUUAUCUUAUCGGUAGAUAUAUGAGCGGUUGCACUUAUAUCGCUCGAGUACAUUGGUAUGCAAGCUGUCUUGUACUAUUGUGUAUGUAUGGUUUUGGUCCAAUCAUCCAUAGUGGCAUAAAAAUAUUAAUCAAUGCUUCA